This is a messenger RNA of Selaginella moellendorffii, 763 nucleotides long. RefSeq lists its product as uncharacterized. Gene Ontology annotation, biological process: maturation of LSU-rRNA from tricistronic rRNA transcript (SSU-rRNA, 5.8S rRNA, LSU-rRNA). The transcript has 8 exons. Gene Ontology annotation, molecular function: RNA binding. NCBI's taxonomy places the organism in Eukaryota, Viridiplantae, Streptophyta, Lycopodiopsida, Selaginellales, Selaginellaceae. Gene Ontology annotation, cellular component: nucleolus. Bases 36 to 635 code for a protein of 199 amino acids. The record is from RefSeq and is a predicted model, not a curated record.
GAACCCUAAAACCCUAGAGAAGUGAAAUUAGGGCGAUGGCGAGUAGCGAGGGCGCCCGGGCUCCAUCGUUUCUGCCUCUAGAGGCCGGCGCCGCCGGGAGCUCCAAGAAGAGGAAGCAGCGGAGCUCUUCUUCCCGGAUUCUCACAGAAUUUGAUGAGCAAGGCAAGAGAAGAUCUUCUGUGGUCUACAUUGGAAGGAUUCCACACGGUUUUUAUGAAGAUCAAAUGCGAGGAUACUUCUCUCAAUUUGGGGCUGUGACACGACUACGCCUUUCUCGCAAUAAGAAGACUGGAAAGUCUAAGCACUACGCUUUUGUAGAGUUUGAAACGCCAGAGAUUGCUCAAAUCGUCGCCGAGAGCAUGAACAACUAUCUCAUGUUUGGAAGGAUGCUUCAAGUAAAGAUUGUUCCGACUGAUCAAAUCCAUCCAUCUUUAUGGAAUGGAGCAAACAAGAAGUUCUACUUACCUUCCAAAACUAAGACCAACGAGGAGAUGAGUUUAGAACGAAGGCAGCGCUUGGUGGAAAAAUUCGCGCGCAAGGAUAAAGCACGGCGGACAAAACUACAGGCUCUUGGCUACGAUUACCCAGAAAUUGAAAUAUCAAAUCUAGCGCCUACGAAGACGAGGUUUGAUUAAAACACGAGAAACAUUUGAAGCAUAGAGUUUUUCUUUUUAUGAGGCUAGUAUGAAAAAAUAUCCCUUUUUUAAAAUUAAAGUAGUGGUUCUUAAAACUAAUAUAAAUGUUUUUAAUGUAUUUUACAUUA